Molecule: messenger RNA, 3151 nt
Organism: Oncorhynchus mykiss (rainbow trout)
Lineage: Eukaryota; Metazoa; Chordata; Actinopteri; Salmoniformes; Salmonidae
Product: alpha/beta hydrolase domain-containing protein 17B
Biological process (GO): regulation of postsynapse organization; protein depalmitoylation
Cellular component (GO): plasma membrane; endosome membrane
Molecular function (GO): palmitoyl-(protein) hydrolase activity
Source: RefSeq, a predicted model, not a curated record
CUUCCUUUGCGUUUUCGUCUGAUGACGUGACAGACUAUGUCCGGUGCCCCGCGGCUCAGCAUAAUCGAAUACGCCCAGUGGGUCAGUCGUUUUCAACGCUGCAAAACACCGCCUUGAGCAAUCUGAUUGGUCUCUGUUAGCACAUUGUAGUUUGUAAUUGGCUUUCUUAUAAACCAAUCCAAUCAUCACCUCGACACUGCGGUUUCGAUAUGUUCCCCAGCCGGUUUCCUUGGCUUGAACUGAAGACAUCUAGCGACAGUGGGCUAGCUGCAAGAAUUGAAGCUGGUGACAGUCAACAUUAAAAUAGCAUAUUUGUUUACGCAAGUCUUGUGGAUGCAAUUAAGUCAUUAUCCGGACUAUUUGUUGACAAGCUUGAGUGGUAAGCAGGCGGAGCUUGAUUUGGGUAGUCGUACAAGUGUCAAGAAGAUAAAUACCUAUUUAACGCUACCCAUAAGAGAGUGGACGAGGGGGAACGAAUGGGCAUUCAAGUCAACCUGCCUGGUUAACUAGCUAUCUGUACUUGUUUCCAGUUAGCUGUAUUUUAUCAGCUGGCUUGUUAAGACGUUAACUACAAUCCGUGACGUUACCAAUAACCAGCAGGGUUUGAGGAUGAACCACUUGUCCCUGAGUGAGCUGUGCUGCCUAUUCUGCUGCCCUCCAUGCCCCAGCAAGAUCACCUCCAAGCUGGCCUUCCUGCCCCCGGAGCCCACCUACACCCUCUUGUGUGACGAGAGCGGCAGUCGAUGGACCCUGCACCUGUCUGAGCGAGCAGACUGGCAGUACUCGGCACGUGAGAAGGAUGCCAUCGAGUGCUUCAUGACACGCACUUCGCGUGGAAACCGCAUCGCCUGCAUGUUUGUGCGCUGCUCGCCCAGUGCCCGCUUCACGCUCCUCUUCUCGCACGGCAACGCCGUGGACCUGGGCCAGAUGAGCAGCUUCUACAUCGGCCUGGGCUCACGCAUCAACUGCAACGUCUUCUCCUACGACUACUCUGGCUACGGGGCCAGCUCGGGGAAACCCUCGGAGAAGAACCUGUACGCCGACGUGGACGCCGCCUGGCACUCCCUCAGGACACGGUACGGAAUUAGGCCAGAGAACGUGAUCGUGUAUGGUCAGAGUAUCGGUACGGUCCCGUCCGUGGACCUGGCGGCACGCUACGAGAGCGCCGCGGUCGUACUGCAUUCCCCCCUCACCUCUGGCAUGAGAGUGGCCUUCCCAGACACCAAGAAAACCUACUGCUUUGAUGCCUUUCCCAAUAUUGACAAGAUCUCCAAGGUGACGUCUCCGGUGCUGGUUAUCCACGGGACGGAAGACGAGGUGAUCGACUUCUCCCACGGCCUGGCGCUGUACGAGCGCUGCCAGAGGCCCGUGGAGCCCCUGUGGGUGGAAGGUGCCGGCCACAAUGACGUCGAGCUCUACGGACAGUACCUGGAGCGCUUGAAACAGUUUGUGGCCCACGAGCUCGUCAACUUGUCAACUUGACUUCGACCCUUAGUCACCCACCUGCUGCAACUGUGAACAUUUUGAAAUGCCCAUGCUUUUAUUUUUUUUAUUUUAUUUUUUGUAUAUUUUAGUUCAUCAUUUGAAACCGCGUGGUGAUGAGAGACGGAGGGGAUGAUAGAAGGAUAUAAUAACAUGCCAUUUAGCAGAUGCUUUUAUCCAUAGCGACUUAGUCAUGGGUGCAUAUAUUUUACAUACGGGUGGUCCAGGAAUCCAACCCCACUAGCCUAGCUGGAAUGUGCCCUUUACCAACUGAGAUACAUUGGACACUUGAGUGUACUCAAGGGUUGUGUGUUUUGAGCACAGAAGAGCAGUUGGAUUCUGUGUGCUUGUCACAUUUUUUUGCUGCCUUUCAGGAUGCGGUUCUGGUCCAAUGUAUGGACAUCUGACACACACCUAUGAGCAUAUCUAAGAGGUUUCUGUGGAGCAGCUAUGAUGGAUGGAAGACUGGACCGCCACUCAACUAAGUCUGUAUUGACUAAGGAGCCAAAUCUACUACAAUGUGGUCAACAUGGAUGUUUUGUUUAUUUUUAUAUAUAUAUAUGUUUGCACCUAUCAUAUGUUACGUAGAACUGUACAAGAUAAAACUCUGACAUUUUAAAAUGGCAGUGCCAGUGUUGCCAACUGUUCAGCAUAUUGAAGAAAAAAGCAUGGGGUACGGCCAGCAUCCUUAGAAACCUCUCAAAUUGUAUAAGCUAUACAAAGCUUUUUGUUUCAUGUGUUCUUUCAGUAAAGCUGCUACGACUCAAUUUUAUAUAGUAAAACGAAUAAUAAAGCGCUAUCAUUUCAUAGGAAUAGCAUUUCUAGAUAUUGAUUUUGUAUAAACUGCCUGCACACCUGGGGUAGUUCUUGUUACAUAGUUUAAGACUCAUGUCACUGAUGCCAUAAAGCGUUGAAAAACAGUGAAAGUCAUUAAUGCGUGAUAGGAAAUUGCUUUGAAGACAGCUUGGUUUUAAGGAGGACACAACUGGACUCUUGCGCACUUUUUGUUUAACCCUUAUAUCUGACAGAAUACUUUUUUGGGGGGGGGGUUCUGAGAUACCCUAUUAAUGCCGAAUAAGGUAAAACGUUUACCAAUCACGUACUUUAUUGUAUUAGUAAGACACUAAGUGGAAGCAGAUUUUGUUAUCAAGUGCUACUGCAUGCCAUGAUAGGCUAGUGUUUUCUUAACCUUUUUAGCUGGCUAAAUUCUGGCUAGCUCAAGGCCAUGGAUGCUACCCAUAACCUCUAGUUUUGAUUGGUACUGUCUGAUGAACUGAAAUGUUUGGAUUGGUUGUUGAUAUUAGAGUAAUCAAGAAUGGUUAGGAUUGGUUGUUGCCGUUCGAUAAUGUGUCGUUGAACUCUACUGGGGACUUUUCUGUACUUAAAUGUAAUGCUUUCAUCUGUUUUCACUUUAUAAAUAGUUUGUACUUGGACAAGCCUCUAAAUUGUAGUUGUAAAUACUACUAACUUGAAUAUGAUCCGGCAUCCAUCUGUGGUGAGCAUUUCUAAAUUAUUCCUGAUGACCAUUGAAAAAUCUGGUCACCCAGACGAUGUGAUUUCUGUUUGUUUUUGUUUCCAAGACGCUGCAUUACUGAAGGAAAUUAUGUAACGUGAUCUUGAUUAGUGAUUAAUAAAAAUGGAUAUAAACUAAGUAUUUGAGGAAUGACAA